AUGUCCAUUGUAAAUUCAUCUAUCCAUGCACAUGAAGAUGACUCCGACAUAACUAUUAUAAAUCCUUCAAUUGUACAUGAACAUAAUGAUGAACAAGUAACAAAUAUUGAAACAAAUAAAAAUCUUAUUAAAAAUGAAAGUAUGGAUGGUAGACAUGAUUAUAUAUUAAUUGAUCAUAAUCCAUAUGCAAAUGCAACACAACUUGAACAAAUUUUAAUAUUUUAUACACGUGAUCUUAAACAAGAAACAAAUACACAAAUUGAUUGUGAUAAACAAUUAAUAAUACGUUUAAUGGAUAUUAUUCGACCAGCAUAUACAAAUGAUGAAAAAAAACUUAAUGAAUUAGAUAAUAUUGUGAAAGAAAUAGCUUCAUUACAUGAUAAACGACAUAUUGAACAAAAAGAAAAAAUUGAGCAAUUCCAUACAGAAAUAUGUCAAUUAAAUAAAAUGUUACUCACAAAAAAUGAAUCAUUAUUAUAUAAUAAUAAUCAAAAUGAUUCAUUGUUUAAUACAGUUCAUGAAAAACAAUCAAUACAUGAUUAUGAUCAAUGGACUGAAAUAGAAGAUGAUGCAAAAAAACUUCAUGAAAUUGUUCAAUCACAAAGAGAUCAAAUUAAUGAAAUUGUUACUUUAAUAACUCAAACAGCGACAGCUUCAACUAGCAUCAAUCCAACUGAUGUUCCUAUUAAUGAUACUGAAACUACCAUAACUGAUAAACCAACAACACCAGAUGUAAGCCAUAAUAUUAUGAAUACUCUUUUAAAAAAAAUUCAAUCUUUAACUGGACACCAUACAUCACAAGAACCGAUUACCGAUGAUGUAUCAGAAAAAAAAACGCUCGAAAAUCAUUCACCUGGUACAUCACCUACUCAAUCAUUGGCUACUUUAACUUUACAAUCAUCUCAAUCAAUAAAUGAUAAUCAAACACAACAAAUUGAAGAAUCACAGAAUAAACAGAUUGAGGAUCCAGAAUUAAAACAUGAAGAACCACAUACACCAACGAAUAUUCCAUCAAUAUCUGUUUCUCCAAAAGAAACAAAAAAAUGUCCUGUUUGUAAUCAUGAAUUUUUAUUAACAACAAAUGAUGAAGAAGUAUAUGAUCAUAUUGAAAAAUGUUUAUUUCCAUCUAGCAUAGGUGUUGAACCAAAAGACUAUGAGUGUCCAUAUUGUAAUCGAAAACUUCCUGGCAAUGAUGAAGUGGCUUAUAUUCAACAUCUAUCGGAUUGUAUUAAUAGAGAUAUACAAAAUAUUUAUUAA
Messenger RNA from Rotaria sordida, 1257 nucleotides. Lineage: Eukaryota; Metazoa; Rotifera; Eurotatoria; Philodinida; Philodinidae. The record is from the annotation of a GenBank genome assembly.